CUCAAACACUUUCUAACGCUCCAUUUUGUCUCUCCAGCUGUGAGUGUGUAGAAGUCGAGGCUGUUGGGUUUUAACGCUCUUCUAUUGUUCUUUACUAUUGUUUUGAUGAGCUGAUGAAUUAAACUCUGUGAUUAGAAGCUGAAGACUACAACGGCCAUGUUGUUCCUGGACUUCAUCCUUUAUAUCUCAGGCUGAUCUCCUCUCAGUGAUCAGAGAUGGAGGUUCCACGUCUGAUCCUAGACUCUCUGGAUCAGCUGGGUGCCGAUGACUUCAAGAGGUUUUGGUGGAACCUCACUCAGCCGGUGCUGGACGGGUGUCGGCCCAUUCCUAAGAGCUGUCUGGAGAACAAGGACCGGCCGGACACCGUCAGCAGGAUGAUCGACAGCUACGGCGAAGAGUCGGCUGUGAACGUGACGGUUGAAAUCCUGAAGAGGAUGAACCUCAACAACGAGGCGGAGAAGUUACAGAAUGCACGCCCAGAGGAUGCUGAUGUUGGAGAGACUUCAGAGAACAGAGGAACAUCCUCCUGUCAGAGCAAAGACGAGAUGGUUCUGGGAGUACACAUCUCAUCUCACCAACAAACGCUUCAAUCACACUUUCAGGAUACGUUCAUGUGUGUACAACAGGCGUGGUUGGAGAAGAAGGAUGAGAAACCUCUGGAUGAGAUCUACACAGAUCUGUACAUCACAGCAGGGGCUGACAUACACAUCAACACUCAGCAUGAGGUCAGGCAGAUUGAGAUGAAGAGGGCGACACUAGCAGAUGAAGAGAGACCAAUUCAACCCAGCGACAUAUUCAAACCCCCGUCUGGAGGAGACAGACCCAUAAGAACAGUACUGACCAAUGGAAUCGCAGGAAUUGGAAAAACAUUUCUUGUGCGCAAGUUUGUGUUGGACUGGGCUGAAAAAAAACACAAUCAAGAUGUGCAUCUCAUUUUCCCCUUCACCUUCCGUGAGCUGAAUUUGAAGGAAGAAAAGUUUUGUUUGUCAGAGCUCAUUCAUGAAUGUAUCGAUGAGACCAAAGACAUCAAGACAGAAGCUCUUAAUCACAUCUUCACAACUCUGCAGUCAUCAGCAAACACCAACUACAACAAGAGUAAAUUCAAACUUCUGUUUGUUUUGGAUGGACUGGAUGAGAGCCGCCUUCAUCUGGACUUCAACAACAAAAAGAUCCUGACUGAUGUGACAGAGUCCACCUCAGUGGAUGUGCUGCUGACGAGCCUCAUCAGGGGGAAACUGCUUCCCUCUGCUCGCCUCUGGAUAACCACACGACCUGCAGCAGCCAAUCAGAUCCAUCGUGAUUUUGUUGGCAUGGUGACAGAGGUCAGAGGGUUCACUGACUCACAGAAGGAGGAGUACUUCAGGAAGAGGUUCAGUGAUGAGGAGCAGGCCAGCAGGAUCAUCUCCCACAUCAAGACCUCACGAAGCCUCCACAUCAUGUGCCACAUCCCAGUCUUCUGCUGGAUCACUGCUACAGUUCUGGAGGAUGUGAUGAAGACCAGAGAGGAAGGAGAGCUGCCCAAGACCCUGACUGAGAUGUAUGUAGAAUUCUUGGUGUUUCACACUUAUCAGACAGAAGAGAAGUAUGACCAAAAAAAGUUCAAUCAGUACAUUACGUCAUUAGCAAAACUGUCUUUUCACCAGCUGGAAGAGGGCAAUCUGAUCUUCUAUGAGAAAGAUCUCAAAGAGAGUGGCAUUGAUGUCAGUGAAGCCUCAAAGUGCUCAGGAGUGUUCACAGAGAUCUUCAAAGUGGAACGUGGGAUGAAGAAUAAAAAUAAGAUCUUUAGCUUUGUCCAUCUGAGUGUUCAGGAGUUUCUGGCAGCGUUCUACGUAAGAAUGAAAGUCAUUAACAGAAACAAGAAUGUGAUGUUGGAGCCAGGGCAAACUUUUGGCGAUAAGGUGCGAAUGUUUUUCAACAAAACAUCUAUAACAGAGGUCCACAGGUUUGCUAUUGACAAGGCCUUGAAGAAUCCAAACGGACACCUGGACCUAUUCCUCCGAUUCCUCCUGGGUCUUUCACUGGAGAUCAAUCAGGCUCAUCUAGAAGACCUACUGAAAAUGAAAAGUAGCUCACAGACCAAUCAGGAAACAGUCCAGUAUAUCAAGGAGAAGCUCAGAGAGAAUCUGUCUCCAGAAAAAAGCAUCAAUCUGUUCCACUGUCUGAAUGAACUGAAUGAUGGUUCUCUAGUGGAGCAGAUCCAACGGUCCCUGAGAUCAGGACGUCUCUCCACAGAUGAACUGUCUCCUGCUCAGUGUUCAGCUCUGGUCUUCAUCUUACUGACAUCAGGAAAAGAUCUGGACGUGUUUGACCUGACGAAAUACUUUGCUUCAGAGGAGACUCUUCUGAGGCUGCUGCCAGUGGUCAAAGCCUCCAACAAAGCUCUGCUGAGUAGCUGUAAUCUGUCAGAGAGAAGCUGUGAAGCUCUGUCAUCAGUCCUCAGCUCCCCGUCCUCUUGUCUGAGAGAGCUGGACCUGAGUAACAACGACCUAAAGGAUUCAGGAGUCAAGCUGCUGUCUGCUGGACAGGAGAGUUCACACUGGAAACUGGAAACCCUCAGGUUGAGUGGCUGUAAUCUGUCAGAGAGAAGCUGUGAAGCUCUGUCAUCAGUCCUCAGCUCCCAGUCCUCUAGUCUGAGAGAGCUGGACCUGAGUAACAACGACGUGCAGGAUUCAGGAGUCAAGCUGCUGUCUGCUGGACUGGAGAGCCAAUACUGUCAACUAGAGAUUCUCAGGGUUGAACCUGCUGGAGAUCAGUGGCUGAAACCUGGUCUGAGGAAGUAUGCCUGUGAACUCACAAUCGACACAAACACAGUGAACAGAAAGAUCAAACUGUCUGACAACAACAGGAAGGUGACACGUGUGGUGGAGGAGGAUCAGUCAUAUCCUGAUCAUCCAGACAGGUUUGACUCCUGGCCUCAGCUGCUGUGUAGAACUGGUCUGACUGGUCGCUGUUACUGGGAGGUCGAGUGGAGAGGAAUAGUUUAUAUAUCAGUGAGUUACAGAGGAAUCAGAAGGAAAGGAGACAGUGAUGACUGUAGGUUUGGAAAGAACGAUCAGUCCUGGAGUCUGAGGUGCUUAUAUGGUCGUUACUCUGUCUGCCACAAUGACAGUACAACACAACUCCCCUCCUCCUCCUCCUCCUCCUCCUCCUCCUCCUCUGGUAGAGUAGCAGUGUAUGUGGACUAUCCUGCUGGCUCUCUGUCCUUCUACAGAGUCUCCUCUGACACACUGAUCCACCUCCACACCUUCUACACCACAUUCACUGAACCUCUUUAUCCUGGCUUUGGGGUCUGGGCCUACUCUGGUUCAGUGUCUCUGUGUUCUGUGGAGGGAGAGUCUCCUCCUCUGUAAAAACUCACUCUGCUGACGAUCAGAUUCAGAUCAAUAGAACAAAAUAUAAUCAACAAAUAAAUCACUUUUAUAUAUUAUUAUGGAGAAAACAAUGAACCUUUAUUGAUCCCUCGGUGAAACUCAGAAAUGAAUACUUUAGUACUUUUACUUUCAUUGUGAAUGCAGGACUUUCAGGUUUCACUACUUUAACUUAAAGAUCCAUUGAAGACUUUUGGAUGAAUGAACAUAAUAUUAAUUAAGUAUAUUUUCAUCAUCACCUGAAGAUAAGAAUCGUGUUUCGUUCCCUUAGAAUGAGCAGAAGUGAUGAUUGUGUAAUUGAUGAAAACACUAGAAAUCUUUGUGUUUGAUGAGCUUCAGGUUGGGCUCUGAUGUUUCCGU
Messenger RNA from Anarrhichthys ocellatus (wolf-eel), 3728 nucleotides. Its product is annotated as NACHT, LRR and PYD domains-containing protein 3-like. The record is from RefSeq and is a predicted model, not a curated record. NCBI's taxonomy places the organism in Eukaryota, Metazoa, Chordata, Actinopteri, Perciformes, Anarhichadidae. The transcript is spliced from 8 exons. The coding region runs from base 216 to 3350 and encodes 1044 amino acids. Gene Ontology annotation, molecular function: protein binding.